Molecule: messenger RNA, 1780 nt
Organism: Vespa mandarinia (Asian giant hornet)
Lineage: Eukaryota; Metazoa; Arthropoda; Insecta; Hymenoptera; Vespidae
Source: RefSeq, a predicted model, not a curated record
GAGAAACGGAGAAAUAACGAUGGCACAAACGUCCGAACCGGCACCCGUGCAUUGCUAUACGAAUCCAUCGUUUUGUCGUCAAUCCGAAUACAUCCCGGACGACAGAGAGAACCUACCACCUCCGCCACAAUUUCAAAGUACCGACGAAUUACCACCGCCGCCGCCGCCUUUGCAAAUGCAUUUACAGUGCGGCCAAAGCAAUCCCGCGUUUCAGGCUAAUGCCGAAAUACGAAUCGAGAGGCAAAUCGAGACGCGAGAGGCCAGAGAGCACAGGCGAUAUUGUUAUUUGAAUGAGAAUAGAGAUCCGGCGCACAAGAGAUAUGCAAGUUUGCCGAUCGAAGAUCGUAACGUAAUCGGGUAUGGACAAUCCUCGAGGUACGAGUACAUUCAGGAGGAGCAAAGGGGUCACGUGCAGAGAAGGCCUUCCAUUAGGUACGAAUUCAUUCCGCGCCAGCAGGUGCAACGGCAACGUUCCGCGCCGCCGCUCAACCAAGACGAUGGACGACGGGGCCUGCCACGGAUACAGACAAACCAGAACAAUGGCGGAAGAUACGCGAUCGUACCGGGUGAACUCGAUUAUCCGGACGACGAGAGAAGUGCUUCGAUCGGUAGACGAAUUUCACCGGUACGACGCGGUAGCGUAAACACGCUUCAGGGUCGUUACGCGAGAGUACCUCUGCAAGACGAAGAUCCUCCGGCCCUACCGGAAAGGAAUUUUCAACAGGAAUACCCGACGUCGCCGAGGAAUAAUCUGGCGACGAAAAGACUUCAUGAGAUAUUGACGACUCCACGGAAGCCAAGGUCUAGAUCGGAGGAACGAACCCUAUCGCCUAAGAGGCAACAGAGCGUGAAUCAAACCGGUACGCCACAAAGGAGAGCUCUCACCCCAGUUGGAUCACCAAGCGGUCGUACCUUUAGCCCGACCACUCGUACGACUCCCCAAGGAACUCCGCAGAAUCGAGCGUUUCCAACGAAUGGCCCUCAAACCUCGACACCGAACAAAGAACCUUCGGCAAGGAGGUGUUUACCCCUCGUUGAAAACUCAUCCCGACAACGGGACGUAUGUCCAGCCAGUAAUUGCGGCAAACUUCGUUACGUUGGUACGGCUCCGGUCGAUCUUGCGUCGAUGGUUUACGGAGAGCCACCGCCUCGUUAUGGAUAUCUCGAAAACGGUCCGGAAUCUAUGCCAAUGGUAUCCGGUUCUCCGAGGUAUCAAGUACUUCCGGCCGAUCAAAAGAGGAGCGGCUAUCAGAGCGUGGAGAGCGCGUUUAUCGCGAGGACCGCCGUAGUACCACCGUUAUCUCCGCCGCAUAGCGAGGUUAACACGACACUGGUAAGCGCAUUGGAGAAAAAUGAUCGUAGAAAUGCCCCGCUCUUGCUCGUAUUGGUAGGCGUUUUAACCUGCGGUCUUGCUAUUUACCUAUCUUGGACGCAAGGAAGAAGAUAUUACUUCGACAGUGCCGUCGGUUGCGGUGCCUGUUGCGCUCUAGCAGGAGCUUGCAGAAGUUUAAGAAGAACCUGGACAGGGCUGGGUCUCGCGGGACUCUCGGCACUGAGCUGCGCCGGACUCUUGUUACUCGCUGCGAAAUCGCCCAGACCAGGAACUCCUCUUCACGACGUCACAGCCGGUGCUUUGUGCGGAGUUUCACUUUUAGGUGCCAGCCUCGCGCUCCUUGCCGUGUUAACGCCAAAGUGUAACUUGGGUAGACACAGAAGAGUGCACUCUUGGAUCCCUCGGCUGUCAUCUUGAGUCAUUUAACAAAUUUUCAUGGACUCUCGU